Molecule: messenger RNA, 2315 nt
Organism: Salvia miltiorrhiza (redroot sage)
Lineage: Eukaryota; Viridiplantae; Streptophyta; Magnoliopsida; Lamiales; Lamiaceae
Product: L-ascorbate oxidase homolog
Exons: 4
Coding region: 633-2216 (527 amino acids)
Molecular function (GO): oxidoreductase activity; copper ion binding
Source: RefSeq, a predicted model, not a curated record
UUACAUACUUACAAAAGAGAAAAUAAAAUUUAACAGGAUUAAAACGAAAAAUUCUUUAAUCAUUUCAUUAAUAAAAAUUUUCUAGAAGAAAUAGUUGCUUUGUGAUUUGACUUGUUUAAAAAAUGGAAUUAUUUUUAUCAUGAUUUCGAAUUUCAAGAACCCUAAAUUAUGGUUUAGAUAAAGGCAUAAAGCCUUGUAAAAUCUCAGAUCCAUACUCCUACUGGGAAAACGCGUGGCAUUCAUCGAAGUGGAAUUCAAGAGCAUAUGAUCAAGUGGAGCCUUUUUAAAAAAAUAAUUCCGUCACACCAAUCUAUUCUAUUUAUAUAUCUGAUUUUUGUCACACUUGAAGAGCCAAGAUUUAACAUAGCCUAAACAGACACAGAUUUUGAAGGAGGAUCUACUCAAAAUUCUCUACUUUUUUGUAGCAAUAACAUCGCUCAAAUCCGGUACAUUUCCCUUGAUUCAAAAUCUCAUUUGCUUAGGAUCGAUCUCACUUCAGUCUAGCUACUCUACCAAAACCCACAAUUCUGGCUUUAGAUGCAAUAAUCUCAUAUAUAAUCAAAGUUUCAAAGCCCCCUUUGUAAUCUGUAUGUAAAUUUGAGAUUCCGAGAUAGUAUUUUUUGGAAAAAAAAAUGGGGAGCGCGACGAUACUAUCAUUGAUUUGGAUUGUGGGAUUUUUGAGUGUGGCCUCAGUCUCAGCUGAAGAUGCUUACAAGUACUACACAUGGACAGUGACAUACGGCACUGCUGCGCCUCUGGGUGUCCCUCAGCAGGUUAUUCUCAUCAAUGGCCAGUUUCCAGGCCCUAAUCUUGAUUGUGUGACAAAUGACAACAUCAUCCUUAACCUCAUCAACAAGCUGGACCAGCCUUUCCUUCUCACAUGGAAUGGGAUAAAACAGAGAAAGAACUCGUGGCAAGACGGCGUAUUGGGAACAAACUGCCCCAUCCCUCCCAACUCCAACUACACCUACAAGUUCCAAGCAAAGGAUCAAAUCGGCAGCUACACCUACUUCCCCUCCACCCUCAUGCACAGGGCUGCGGGCGCCUUCGGAGCUCUCAACGUAUACGCGAGGUCCGUCAUCCCCGUCCCCUACGCCCCACCAGCCGCAGAUUUCACCCUCCUCAUCGGCGAUUGGUACGCAGCCACUCACAAUGUGCUGCAGCAGACGCUGGAUUCAGGGAGCCCGCUGCCCUCCCCCGACGCCAUCCUCAUCAACGGCCGCAACGCCUCCACCAUCACGGGCGAUCCGGGGAAGACGUACAUGUUCCGCGUGUCGAACGUGGGCCUGGCGACGUCGUUUAACUGGAGGAUUGAAGGGCACCAAAUGAAGGUGGUGGAGAUUGAAGGGUCGCACGUGAUCCAGAACACGUACGACUCCGUGGACGUGCACGUGGGCCAAACCGUGACGGUGCUGGUCAGCCUGGACCAGCCUCCCCGAGACUACCGCAUCCUGGCAUCCACGAGGUUCACUCUCAACCUCACCGCCACCGCGCUCUUGCACUAUUCUAAUUCCGAGGGACCGGGAGUGGGGUCCCAGCAGGAUCUGGCGCCACGCGGCGUGGAGUGGUCGGUGCAGCAGGCGAGGUCGUGCAGGUGGAACCUCACGGCCAAUGCGGCCAGGCCCAACCCGCAGGGCUCGUUCCACUACGGGCAGAUCAACAUCAGCAGGAGCAUCUUCGUGGUGAAUUCGGCGCCCCUUAUUAAUGGGAAGCAGCGGUAUGCUGUGAACGGGAUGUCUUACGUCCAGCCGGACACGCCGCUCAAGCUGGCGGAUUACCUCAACAUCAGCGGCGUCUUCAGCCUCAACGCCACGGGCGAGCUGGGCACCGCCGUGGUGGGAGCUGCUCUCCACGACUUCGUGGAGAUCGUGUUUGAGAACGAGGAGGAGACCAUCCAGACGUGGCAUCUCGAUGGCUACGAUUUCUGGGUUGUGGGAAUGGGAGCAGGAAAAUGGAGGGAGAGCAGCAGGGAAGGAUACAAUCUGGUUGAUGCUGUGACGAGACACACAACGCAGGUGUAUCCGAGAUACUGGAGUGCUGUGUUAGUGUCGCUGGACAACCAAGGGAUGUGGAAUUUGAGAAGUGCGAUGUGGGGGAGGCAGUAUCUGGGGCAGCAGCUCUACAUCAGAGUGUAUGAUCCAAUUAAAAGUCUUGCUAAUGAAUACGACAUGCCUGCCAACGCUCUACUCUGCGCCCGCGCCCUCCACCCGCUCUAAUCUUAUAUCAAUCGCCUCUUUUCCACUUUUAUCUCAUUUUAUUCACUUUGCCUUGUUUUCUACAAACUAAUCAUCUUACGGGAAAUCAUAUUGCUCAAA